CGCAACUGUACAUAGCAGAAAAUGGAAAUCAACAGAGAGGAAAGGCUAAAAUUUCUCAAUGAAAUCAAAGAUUUUGAGGAAGAAAUCACGCAAAAAGUCAAUGAAAUUCUCAAAGAAUUGAAUUGGGAUCGGGAGACUCUCAUGAAAAACUAUGCGAAGAAGCAGGAAUGUGAGAAGAAAUUGAAGAAAAAUGACCCGGAGGAGCAUGUUCAGUACUCGGAGGACUAUCAGGAGUUCUACAGGGGCAGGAUCCCAUCCUUGAUAAUCGACAAAGAUCUUCAGGUGAAGAUCAUUGAAGAUGCCAAGAAAGCCAAUCCGGGGAUGUCUCUGAUGUUCCCAGUGGAGGAUUUGGGGGCAAGAAACCUCCCAAAAAGUCCCGAUGAUGUCCUUUUCAACUACACACGCGAGGAGAAAUUGGCCUUGUAUGAGUACGCAGCUGGAAAUAUGAAGAUCAAGCCGGAAGAUGAGAAAUCAUACAUGCUGAAGAUGCCUGAGGAAUCUUCGAGCAAAUCAAUGACAUUCGCUGAUGUAGUUGACAUGGAGAGGCAGCUGAAGAGACGUCGUAUGAAGCACAGGACCACCAAAGAGCCUCCGUUGUCGUACAACGAAACAAUCCGGAAGCUAAUCAACACACAGACUGAAGCCUGGGAGAGUUAUCUGAAGCAAAGCCAAGAGGCAAUCUCAGAGCCUAAACAGAAACAUCACCACAAGAGGAAGCAUGAGAAGAAGGAAAAGAAGCACAAGAGGAAGAGGAGUCGUAGCUAGAGAAGCUUCAAAAGCACAAACCUUCAAGGGAAUUGUAAAAUAUUCGCCAUCAGAGCCAAUAAAAUAUUUUCUUUAUAA
Molecule: messenger RNA, 843 nt
Organism: Lutzomyia longipalpis
Lineage: Eukaryota; Metazoa; Arthropoda; Insecta; Diptera; Psychodidae
Exons: 3
Coding region: 22-765 (247 amino acids)
Source: RefSeq, a predicted model, not a curated record